Kazachstania africana CBS 2517 is the source of this 1935-nucleotide messenger RNA. RefSeq names its product AMP-activated serine/threonine-protein kinase catalytic subunit SNF1 (gene SNF1). Gene Ontology annotation, biological process: intracellular signal transduction; protein phosphorylation. Lineage: Eukaryota; Fungi; Ascomycota; Saccharomycetes; Saccharomycetales; Saccharomycetaceae. Gene Ontology annotation, molecular function: protein serine/threonine kinase activity; ATP binding. Gene Ontology annotation, cellular component: cytoplasm. Bases 1 to 1935 code for a protein of 644 amino acids. The record is from RefSeq and is a predicted model, not a curated record. The transcript has a single exon.
AUGAACAAUCCCGAUAGUUCAAAAUCUCACCAUCAUCACCAUCACCAUCAUCAUCACCAUCAUCAUGGUAGCAGUACUUCUUCUACAGUCCCUUCCCAACCUUCUUCGAAACAAAGGCUCUCAGAUGGUUCUAAAAUUGGGAAUUAUCAAAUAGUGAAAACUUUAGGUGAAGGGUCUUUUGGUAAAGUUAAGUUAGCUUAUCAUAUUACCACUGGACAAAAAGUUGCUCUCAAGAUCAUCAAUAAGAAAAUUUUGGCAAAAUCUGAUAUGCAAGGAAGAAUAGAAAGAGAAAUUUCUUACUUGAGAUUAUUGAGACAUCCACAUAUUAUUAAAUUGUACGAUGUCAUUAAAUCAAAGGAUGAAAUUAUCAUAGUCAUUGAAUUUGCAAGUAAUGAAUUGUUCGAUUAUAUCAUCCAAAGAGACAAAAUGAGUGAAAAUGAAGCUAGAAGGUUCUUUCAGCAAAUUAUUUCAGCUGUAGAAUAUUGUCAUCGACAUAAGAUUGUCCACAGAGAUUUGAAACCGGAAAAUUUGUUACUGGAUGAAGAUCUUAACGUCAAAAUUGCCGAUUUUGGUCUUUCAAAUAUAAUGACUGACGGUAAUUUUUUGAAAACCUCAUGUGGGUCACCAAACUAUGCUGCCCCUGAAGUUAUCAGUGGGAAAUUGUAUGCUGGGCCUGAAGUCGAUGUCUGGUCAUGUGGUGUUAUAUUAUACGUCAUGCUUUGUCGUCGUUUACCAUUCGAUGAUGAGAGUAUUCCAGUUUUAUUCAAGAAUAUUAGCAAUGGUGUUUACAUCUUACCUAAAUUUCUAUCACCAGGUGCUUCAAGUCUCAUUAAGAGAAUGUUAAUUGUUAACCCAUUGAAUAGAAUCAGUAUUCAUGAAAUUAUGCAAGACGAAUGGUUUAGAGUAGAUUUACCUGAAUAUUUGAUUCCUGCCGAAUUGAAAAAAAACGACAAUAAAAGUGAAGAAUCACGUAAUGGAGAAGAACGAAAGGCUAAACAACCAGAAGAAAUCGACAAUGAUUUGGUGGAUGCAUUAUCGAGAACAAUGGGUUAUGAAAAGGAGGAAAUCUAUGAAUCGUUGGAGUCUAAUGAAGAUAACUCAAAUUUAAACGAAAUUAGAGACGCAUACAUGCUCAUGAAAGAAAACAAGACACUAUUAAAGGAUUUGGAUCCAAAUGACGUUAAUAGUACAGCCGAUGAGCUAGACACUUUUUUGGCACAGGCGCCACCUUCUUAUCAGAAAAAGCAGCAGGAAGAAGAAGAACAACAUGCUAGUAGUGUUUUAACGGAACAAUCUUUGCAGCAACAGCAACAGCAAAAUAUCCACACAGGUAGACGUAUCGAAAGCUCAACGACAAGACAAAGAACGUAUCAUAAGCCUCCUUUCAUGGAUCAAUCUAACGAAGAGGAUUCUACUCUUUCCAUUCUGCCAACUUCUUUACCACAAAUCCACAGAGCUAACAUGUUAGCCCAGGGGUUCCCAGCGGCAUCUAAAAUAUCUCCUUUGGUAAAUAAAAAGUCAAAGACAAGAUGGCAUUUUGGUAUACGAUCUCACUCGUAUCCUUUAGACGUUAUGGGUGAAAUAUAUAUCGCUUUAAAGAAUUUAGGAGCAGAAUGGGCAAAACCAUCGGAAGAAGACUUAUGGACCAUCAGAGUUAGAUGGAGAUAUGAUGUGUUAGAAAAUUCAAAUGCGUUUAAUAGCGAAGACGGCAAAAAGAUUCCAGACCUAAUGAAAAUGGUUAUUCAAUUAUUUCAAAUCGAAACAAAUAAUUAUCUCGUUGAUUUCAAGUUUGAUGGUUGGGAAAGUAAUUAUGGCGAUAUGACCAAGAGAUCAAACAUUUCAGAAGAUGAAAUGAGCACGUUUUCUGCUUACCCAUUUCUACAUUUAACAGCUAAGUUGAUCAUGGAACUCGCAGUCAACAGUCAAAAUGCUUAG